Vicia villosa (hairy vetch) is the source of this 1347-nucleotide messenger RNA. RefSeq lists its product as uncharacterized. The transcript has a single exon. The record is from RefSeq and is a predicted model, not a curated record. Bases 1 to 1347 code for a protein of 448 amino acids. Lineage: Eukaryota; Viridiplantae; Streptophyta; Magnoliopsida; Fabales; Fabaceae.
AUGGGUCGAAGUUGGAUGUAUGAUAGAGUUAACUCUGAUAGGUAUGGUUUGAAAGAUGGUUUUGUUAGUGGAGUAGAGGAUUUUGUCACUAAAUCCAUGAAUCGACCACAAUUUUUAAACGAGGGGGGGAUAAGGUGUCCUUGUGUAAAAUGCGGUUGCAUUCUCUUGAAAACGCCUAAUGAGGUCAAACAUCACUUGUACAAAUAUGGUUUUUUGCCCAACUAUUAUACAUGGAUUGAUCAUGGAGAAGCGAAUCAAAAUGUGGACCUUGAUGGUCAUAUUAGUAGCGGUGGGAAUGCUGGUGGAGAUAAUACAGGUGAUGAAGAACAAUUUCAUGCAAUGAAUGAAAUGGUCUCUGAUGUUUUCAUACCAUUUGUUAAUGCCCCAAAUGUGAAUGCUGAUAUGGAAAAUGAAACAGUUAGUGAGGGUGAGGUACCAAAUGAAAAAGUUCAACGAUUUUAUGAUGAAUUGAUUUCCGCAAACCAACCGAUUUAUGAGGGAGCUUCUGAAUCCAGACUAUCUAUUUCAGCUAAGAUGUUGGCUGCCAUGUCUAAUUGGCAUGUUCCUCAAAAGGCCAUGAAUUUUUUCUCCCAAAUGCUAAUCGAUGUUUGUCCAACUAAAGGAUGCUUACCUGAAAACUAUUACAAAGUGAAGAAGUUGGUGUCUAAGUUAGGAUUAGAGGUUGAGAAAAUUGAUUGUUGUGUGAAUGGAUGCUUAUUAUAUUUUAAAGAAGAUAGCACUUUAACUCAAUGUAGAGUUUGUGGAGCUGCUAGGUAUGUUCCUCGAAAGUGUGGAAUGGGAAAUUACAAAGAUGUGGCAGUGAAGAGAAUGUUCUAUUUUCCAAUCAUUCCUAGGUUACAACGACUUUUUGCUUCAAAGGAAUCUGCAUCUCAAAUGAGAUGGCAUCGUGAGAACCCUAGUGAUCCAAAUGUUUUACGUCACCCAUCUGAUGGAAAAGCAUGGAAACACUUCGAUGAAGUUUAUCCCGAUUAUGCUAGUGACCCGAGAAAUGUAAGAUUAGGUUUAUGUACGGAUGGGUUUACCCCUUACAUCCAAGCCUCUAGUACUCCAUAUUCAUGUUGGCCGGUAAUAGUCACACCCUACAAUCUACCUUCCGAAAUGUGCAUGACCAAACCAUACAUGUUUUUGACUUGUCUUGUACCUGGACCGUACAAUCCAAAAGUUAAAAUAGAUGUCUACUUGCAACCUUUGAUUGAUGAUUUGCAGCGCUUGUGGAGAGAUGGCAUUUUGACAUAUGAUAUCUCUAUGCAACAAAAUUUUGUAAUGAGAGCGCAUUUAAUGUGGACAAUCAAUGAUUUUCCAGCAUAUGGUAUGUUGUCUGGAUGA